Messenger RNA from Acanthisitta chloris (rifleman), 1326 nucleotides. RefSeq names its product serine incorporator 2 (gene SERINC2). NCBI's taxonomy places the organism in Eukaryota, Metazoa, Chordata, Aves, Passeriformes, Acanthisittidae. Gene Ontology annotation, cellular component: membrane. The record is from RefSeq and is a predicted model, not a curated record. The transcript has 9 exons. The coding region runs from base 1 to 1326 and encodes 441 amino acids.
AUGCUCUCUUUGCAGGUGUCCUGUCUCUGUGGCUCUGCUCCAUGCCUGCUCUGUGGCUGCUGCCCCUCGGCCAAGAACUCCACCAUUUCUCGCCUCCUCUUCACCUUCUUCCUCUUCCUUGGCACCCUUGUGUCCAUCAUUAUGAUAAUCCCUGGUGUGGAGAAGGAGCUGCACAAGCUCCCUGGCUUCUGUGAAGGCAGUGGCUCAGUGCUGGGAGUCCAAAGCCACGUGGACUGUGGCAGCUUCCUGGGCCACAAGGCUGUGUACCGCAUGGGCUUCGCCUUGGCUGCUUUCUUCUUCCUCUUCGCGGUGCUCAUGGUGUGCGUGCGCAGCAGCAAGGACCCUCGAGCUGCUGUGCAGAAUGGCUUCUGGUUCUUCAAGUUCCUGGCCCUGGUGGGGAUCACAGUGGGAGCUUUCUACAUCCCUGAUGGUGCCUUCACCUCGGUCUGGUUUUACUUUGGUGUGGUUGGCUCCUUCCUCUUCAUCCUCAUCCAGCUCAUCCUCCUCAUCGACUUUGCCCACUCCUGGAGCCAAGUGUGGCUGCACAACGCGGGCGAGGGCAACGCCAAGGGCUGGUAUGCAGCCCUCUGCACUGUCACCUUCAUCUUCUAUGCUGCCUCCGUAGCGGCCGUAGCGCUGCUCUAUGUCUACUACACCAAGCCUGGGGCUUGCACGGAGGGUAAGGCUCUCAUCAGCAUCAACCUCAUCCUCUGCUUCAUCGUCUCUGUUGUGUCCAUCCUGCCCAAGAUCCAGGAGGCUCAGCCACACUCAGGGCUGCUGCAGGCAUCACUCAUCACCCUCUACACCAUCUACGUCACCUGGUCUGCCCUGGCCAACGUGCCAAUCCAGAGCUGUAACCCCACACUGCUGGUGAGGAACAACACUGGCUCAGCCACAGCCACCCAACCACUGACAACCUGGUGGGAUGCCCCGAGCAUCGUGGGGCUGGUCAUCUUCAUCCUCUGCACCCUCUUCAUCAGCCUUCGCUCCUCAGACCACCCUCAGGUGAACAAGCUGAUGCUGACAGAGGAGAGCACCGAGGCUGGGGCAGAGGCUGCGGUGGAGAGCGGAGUGCACCGCGCCUACGACAACGAGCAGGAUGGUGUCUGCUACAACUACACCUUCUUCCACAUCUGCCUCCUCCUCGCCUCUCUCUACAUCAUGAUGACCCUCACCAACUGGUACAGGCCAGAUGAGAGCUUGCAGGUGUUGAAGAGCCCCUGGACUGCUGUGUGGGUGAAGAUCUGCUCCAGCUGGGCUGGGCUCCUGCUCUACCUCUGGACAUUGGUGGCUCCACUGGUGUUGCCAGACCGGGACUUCAGCUAA